Messenger RNA from Sipha flava (yellow sugarcane aphid), 1685 nucleotides. RefSeq names its product serine palmitoyltransferase 1 (gene Spt-I). The coding region runs from base 133 to 1599 and encodes 488 amino acids. Gene Ontology annotation, biological process: ceramide biosynthetic process; sphingosine biosynthetic process. Gene Ontology annotation, cellular component: endoplasmic reticulum. Gene Ontology annotation, molecular function: pyridoxal phosphate binding; serine C-palmitoyltransferase activity. The transcript has 10 exons. Lineage: Eukaryota; Metazoa; Arthropoda; Insecta; Hemiptera; Aphididae. The record is from RefSeq and is a predicted model, not a curated record.
GUGCCAUCGCCAAACCGUCACCGUCACCGGAUUCGGCAACCGGCGGCUCGACAUUGUUCCACGACCGUCGUAAGAAGCACACAUGUAUUUUGCCAUCAUCCGCCGCAACGACUGUCGUUACUUUCCGUCAACAUGUAUUCGCCGAUUAAUUUGUUGUUCAGCCAAAUUCAAUUCAACCAUAUAUACGUAGAAGGCAGUAUACUACUUGUAUUACUAUGGAUAUUAUUAAGAAAAGCAGCAACUACUGCAAAUCCAGAAAAACCGGUGAGAUACUAUUUAUUUGAUUUACGAUAUUCCACUAAAGCAAUUUGUGAUUCAUUUUUUAAGCUGGAUAUCGAGAAGAAGAUUCAAUCAUGGACCCCGAAACCUUUAGUCGAUACAAGUAGCCCAAUAAGGUUACCAAUGGAAAACUACUUUAUCGAGAGUAAGGCUAGUGAUCGUGUCGUAAUAAACGGUCAGACAUGUAUAAAUUUUGCCACCCAUAACUAUUAUAAUUUCUUUGAUAAUAAAAGUAUUGAAAAUAGGGUAAUAGAGGCUGUGAAUAAAUACGGCGUGGGCUCUUGUGGCCCUAGAGGUUUCUAUGGCACAUUUGAUAUACAUAUUGAGUUAGAAGAAAAAAUCGCCAAUUUCAUGGGAAUGGAAGAAGCCGUUAUAUACUCGUAUGGGUUUUCUACAGUUACUAGUGCCAUUCAAGCUUACGUAAAACCGAAGGAUAUUGUUUUUGUAGAUGAGGAGGCAAAUUUCGCUAUACAAAAAGGUUUGCAAUCUUCGAAAGCGGACGUUAUAUAUUUCAAACACAACUGUCCUGAAGACUUAGAACAAUUGAUUUUGGAAAUCGAUAAGAAAUCUCCUAUGAAAAGAAAGAAAAGAAGAUCGUUUCUCAUCGUCGAAGGAAUUUAUAUGAACACUGGAAAUAUUUGCAACUUGCCAAAAUUCAUUGACAUUCGAAUAAGACAUAAAAUUCGAAUAUUUAUUGACGAAAGUAUAUCGUUCGGUAUUCUUGGAAAAAAAGGUCGUGGUAUUACAGAACACUUCAAUAUACCGACGUAUGAAGUUGAUUUAAUCAUCGGAAGUUUAGAAACGGCUUUAUCAUCAGUUGGUGGUUUUUGCGUUGGCUCAACAUUUGUGGUUGAACAUCAGAGACUGUCUGGUCUUGGUUAUUGUUUUUCUGCAUCUCUUCCGCCAUUACUAUCAGCGGCUGCUAUCAAAGCUUUAGAACACAUUGACAAAUAUCCAGAAAUGUUGGCAACUUUGAGAGAACGGAGCAUAAGUUUACAUCGAAGAAUUUGCCUUAGCAAACUGAUAGAGCACUUCACUCUUGGAUCAGACGAAACGAGUCCAUUGAAACACUUGUACCUAUCAGAUGAAUCCUUAUCUCAUUCCGAGCAACAAAGCAUAUUAAAACAUAUUGUUGACUACUGUAUUCCUAAAGGAUUUGCGAUUACGACGGCUGCAUAUUUAUACAAAAAUGAAUACAAACUGCCCAAACCGAGUAUCAGACUACUUGCAAGCAUCAACAUAACUGAUGAGAACAUAGACUCCCUAAUACAUGUAUUAUUGCAAGCAGUCGAUGUUAUACCAACUAAAGCUGUACAAUGAUAUGCUACGGUUUUCUUUAUUUAAAACCCACCGUUUGAAAUUUGUAUAAAAUGAGCCAAAAAAUAAAGUUACUGUAUGCAUGAAAA